Protopolystoma xenopodis is the source of this 660-nucleotide messenger RNA. NCBI's taxonomy places the organism in Eukaryota, Metazoa, Platyhelminthes, Monogenea, Polystomatidea, Polystomatidae. The record is from the annotation of a GenBank genome assembly.
AUGUUUCCUGUCCUGUUUUGUCUACGCCUCAGGCAAGAAGCUCAUCGGCACCCUGGAGUCGUGGCGACUAAAUUGGCCGUGCAACAAGCCGAUAGGUCGUCAGGACGCCUGUUGCGCGCUACCUUUGCGUUGGACCCACGGACUAUGAGCUCGUGCCAGUGUCGUCGGUCUCGCGCUCGGGCCCAAUCAGCGCAUCGAGUCGGUCCGUCCAGGCCCUGCUCUGCCCGGCCCGGCCAUACACGGGACCGGCAACAGGCGGUCAGGCCGGAGACAAGCAGAUACCGAAAACCUGCCUACCACACCGUCAACCGGUUUGUCUUCACGUAUCCACAAGUUCUGACGGUUCAACCGAAGCCUGGACUUCCGAUUAGUCCGGUCGUCAAGUCAACAAUACCACGUACCGGGCGGAACUCAGACUCAAGUUUGCUUGUCUCCAAUUCGCGUCUACUAACCUACACAAACAUGCCUGUCGGUCGAGUGGUGGUUGAGUCAGAACAACAUGAAAGCGUCCAUUCCGCACAAGUGGAUAGGACACAUGUGCCACUACAUGUCCAACCAUCUGUCCGUCCUAUCGCCUCCCCGGGACUCUCUGAUUGGCCCACCAAUCAACACCUAUCCGUGCAUCUCGUCCCUGAUUCCCUCGCUUUUUACCGAACGUCC